Messenger RNA from Osmia lignaria (orchard mason bee), 3457 nucleotides. RefSeq names its product protein O-mannosyl-transferase Tmtc3. Gene Ontology annotation, biological process: protein O-linked glycosylation via mannose. The record is from RefSeq and is a predicted model, not a curated record. Lineage: Eukaryota; Metazoa; Arthropoda; Insecta; Hymenoptera; Megachilidae. Gene Ontology annotation, cellular component: endoplasmic reticulum. Gene Ontology annotation, molecular function: protein binding; mannosyltransferase activity.
AUCUGCGAAAAGGCGCGUUUGUAUCUGGAAAUACUAGACACAUAAGCGUGAUAAUGUGUUCAAAGAGGAACGUAUCUACGUCUACGUGCCUAGAGAUAAGAUUCCUGCCCUUUUUCUGGACAUCGCAGGGUUAAACUCUUGGCUCGACAGACGAUUAGAUAGAUAGAUAGGUAGAACAGAUAGAUAGAAAAAGAAGGAGAGAAGAGACCAUUGAAGAGAAGAGCAAAGGAAUUUUCGACAGGGUUUUUAAAUCGGAAAUCGAGAAGAAAAGACGGCCGAUCGAUGUCUUAUUUGUGAUGGGAGUGCCUGCGCGGGGAGCACUCGCGGCGAUCGUCGCCAUAAGCGCUUUCGUCGUCUACCUAAAUAGCCUUAAUUGUGGUUUCGUUUUUGAUGACAUUUCAGCGAUAAAGGAUAAUCGAGACUUAAGGCCUCAUACACCCCUGAAAAAUGUAUUUUACAAUGACUUCUGGGGUACUCCUAUGCACAAGGAGCAAUCGCACAAAUCAUACAGGCCUCUGUGCGUUCUUACAUUUCGUUGGAAUUACCUGAUUCAUCAAUUGGAUCCUAUGGGAUAUCAUUUGCUUAAUGUUAUCUUACAUGUCGGAGUGUGCUUAUUGUAUUUCAGGACAUGCUUGAUGUUUCUAUCCGAUUCUGCAACUUUUGUGUCUUCUCUCCUGUUUGCAGUUCAUCCUAUACAUACAGAAGCAGUUACAGGAGUGGUGGGAAGAGCAGAAACAUUGUCCUCUUUAUUUUAUCUAGCGGCUUUAAUCACGUACACUAAAUGUUGCAGAAGUAGAAGAUCAACAGGAUGGAGAUCUUUGAUAUUAUCUAUGUCAUUUGUUUUCACUGCCAUGUUAUGUAAAGAACAAGGAAUAACAGCCACCGCUGUUUGCGUGUUAUAUGAGAUUUUUGUUGUACAAAAGGUAAGAGCAAUGGAUAUUUUCCUGACAUUGAAGGCAGCUUUUGGUGGGAAAAAGAUAUCGCUUGCUUGGUCCAGCGAAGGUACAAAACGACUGACAGUCCUUACACUUGUCACAUUUAGUUUACUCAUUCUUCGGCUACACGUAAUGGGCUCAAAGUUACCUGUAUUCACCAGAUUUGACAAUCCCGCAUCAGUGGCCCCAACGCCCAUAAGACAGCUUACAUAUAAUUACCUCGCAGCGGUUAAUUUAAGACUGCUAUUUCUUCCAAGCGAUUUGUGCUGUGAUUGGACUAUGGGAACGAUACCGUUGAUAGAAAGUUUUACAGAUCCUCGUAAUCUCGCUACGAUAGCAACUCAUAUGACCAUAUUAGGAUUAUUGAUGACAGCAAUUUUAACACCUAACAGGCAAACCUCGAUCGUUCUCAUAAUGAGUUUGGCUAUGAUGAUACUUCCGUUCUUGCCUGCUUCGAAUCUCUUCUUCCCGGUUGGAUUUGUCAUUGCCGAAAGAGUAUUAUAUGCUCCGUCUAUGGGGUUUUGUAUGCUUAUCGGUUACGGCUGGAGCAUUUUAUGCGACAAAAAGUUCAAGAAACCAACACUAUUUUUAUUAAUAACGCUUUUGGCAGCUCAUUCGACAAAAACUUUUAUCAGAAACUAUGAUUGGCUGGAUGAAUAUUCUAUAUUUAUGUCAGGAUUAAAAGUAAACGAUCGCAAUGCCAAAUUAUUUAAUAACGUCGGUCACGCAUUGGAAAGCCAAGGUCGGUUUAAAGAAGCGUUAAACUUCUUUAACAUGGCUGUACAGGUUCAAGGUGAUGAUAUUGGUGCACACAUCAACGUAGGCAGAACUUACAAUCAUCUGAAAAUGUUUAAAGAAGCUGAAGAUGCAUACUUAAAGGCAAAAUCUUUGCUACCAAAAGCAAAACCCGGGGAAUCUUACCAGGCACGAAUAGCACCGAACCACUUGAAUGUCUUUGUAAAUUUAGCGAAUUUAAUAGCGAAAAAUGCAACUAGGUUAGAGGAAGCCGACUUACUUUAUAGGCAAGCUAUAAGUAUGCGCGCUGAUUACACGCAAGCGUAUAUCAACCGAGGUGAUGUUUUGAUUAAACUUAAUCGUACGAAAGAGGCUCAGGAAGUUUACGAGCGAGCUCUUUUCUAUGAUAGUAACAAUCCAGAUAUCUAUUACAAUCUGGGCGUUGUGUUUCUGGAACAAGGAAAAGCAUCUCAAGCUCUGGCAUAUUUGGACAAAGCGCUAGAAUUUGACCCCGAACACGAACAAGCGUUAUUAAAUUCAGCUAUCUUACUUCAAGAAUUGGGACGCGCAGAAUUAAGAAAAGUAGCCAGAGAAAGACUGCUAAAACUCCUGCGAAAAGAUUCUAAUAACGAACGAGUGCAUUUCAAUCUUGGAAUGUUGGCCAUGGACGAUCACGACAGCGGAAGUGCAGAACGAUGGUUCCGUAAUGCGGUUGCGCUCAAGGAAGACUUCAGAUCAGCGCUAUUCAAUCUAGCUCUUUUAUUGGCAGACGAACAACGUCCACUGGAAGCUGCACCUUUUCUAAACCAAUUAGUUCGUUUUCACCCGGACCAUGUUAAAGGAUUAAUCCUUUUAGGUGAUAUCUAUAUAAAUAACAUAAAAGAUUUGGACGCUGCUGAAAAUUGUUACCGUAGAAUACUGCAGUUGGAUCCAAGUAAUAUUCAAGGUCUUCAUAAUCUCUGUGUUGUAAUGGUGGAACGUGGUAAGUUAGGCCUUGCUGCUCAGUGUUUAGAGCACGCUGCGGCACUGGCACCUCAUCAGGAUUACGUACAUAGACACCUGGCCAUCGUGAAGGCUCGUAUCAGUAGGUUACCACCGGAACAACGCGACACCGAGGUGUUCGACGAUUCGUUCUGGCAAGUCGGUCGAAAGGAGAGGAACUUCAACAUGGGAGACAUCUCGAGCAGUGCUGCUGGUAGUACCGCUGCCGCGAAUGGUCCUGGAAACAUGGGAAAUAGCGGUAGCCAAUUUCUAGGGCAAACAGACUCUGUUUUCUCGAAUCACCAUAGUCACAUAGGGCAUAAGAAAAGCAAUACGGACUCGUUAAAUGAUCAUAUAAUGCAUUUGAAGGGUCCGUCGAAGUCUCCAAGAUUUACACCGUUGAACGAAGUUAAAGUGGAAGUACAGGAGGUAUAUAACGACAAUGAUAGGCCGUUGAAGACGGACACAAGUUCUAAAGGCAUGAACGCGGAUGCAACGGAAUUGACGACAAUCGACCGGGAACGUGCAGGCAAAACGAUGAACUCCGAUGAAAGCAAGCGAAUCAUUUCGAGUGGGAAAAAGAAUGCUGGAACCACCACGCGUCAAACAAAGGAUACCGCACUUUCAUAGUAUUGACGUUAAGACCCUGCCGAAUAUACUGUAUAAAGUUAUAUUCUACGUAUAACGAGAGAAUAUGGUGGUACAGUCGUAUAGAGCUAAUGUGUGAAUAUAAAAUAAAUACAGAGUAUUGUUUUAUAUGCUGUACGAAUAGAACAUUUUGUAAAAUAUAUUUAAAAAAUGUGCAA